UCGUUACUCGGCAGCUUGUCGCCUAGACAACCGAGUGCAGCUUGAUGGAGUCAGGACGCAAAGGGCUAGUGAAGGCAGAUCCGGGAACGCUGAGCCCGGAGCAGCUGGAGCAGUUGAGAGACUUCAAGAUCCAGACGCGGAUUGCAAAUGAAAAGUACUUGAGAACUCACAAGGAGGUGUCGCUGCUCAUUAGCAGCUUCUUCAGAGAAAUGUUUCUGAAAAGACCAGACAACAUUCUUGAAUUUGCUGCAUACUAUUUCACGGAUCCAAGACUUCCCAACAGAAUUCACAUGCAGCUAAUUAAAGAGAAGAAAGGAACCUAAUUAGCAAAGCCACAAUGCUCCGCUGCUGGGAGAAGCCAGAAGGAAUCCAGCCUUGGGGUCGUCUGGAGUCCUGAGAGCGAGCAGUGUUGUUAUCAGUGUGGGCUUCCGAGCUGUGUGGACCUUGUCCCAUCACGGGGCCUUUAAGAUCCUCAUUAAAUCCAGACCUGCCUGU
Messenger RNA from Grammomys surdaster, 495 nucleotides. RefSeq names its product regulatory subunit of type II PKA R-subunit (RIIa) domain containing 1 (gene Riiad1). Bases 45 to 323 code for a protein of 92 amino acids. The transcript has 5 exons. The record is from RefSeq and is a predicted model, not a curated record. Lineage: Eukaryota; Metazoa; Chordata; Mammalia; Rodentia; Muridae.